GUGUGUGUGUGUUGACAGUCCAAAAAUCAUCAUCUCUUCCAUUGAACCCAAUUUAGCUUCUAGCCCUGCUACGGUAUGUGAAGUUGGCAAAAUGGUGGCUUAAGUUAUUAAACUGAGCAGUUUUAAUCAUUGGUUGCAGGAAUUCAAGGUUGGCAGAGAGGAGUGGAUUAACACGAUGCACAAAGCCUUCAUAUCCUCUCUGAUCUGUGGGCCAGAGCCUGCUGUCAGCCACAGCCUGCCUCUCUCUCUCUGUCUCGUUCUCUCUUUCUCUCUCUUGCUCUCUCUCUCUCUCUCUCUCUCUCUCUCUCUCUCUCUCUCUCGUGAUCCCUUCCUUGCUCUUUCUCCCUGAUGCCAUCGUCUACUAUCUGUUGCUCUCCCUCUCCAGCUAACUUUCUUCCUGUCCAUCUCUCUCUAUCUCUUUGGAUCUCAAUGGGAUGGUGCUGGCUAUAGCUGUCGCUCUCUCCCUCUCUGAUUCUCUUCAUCCCUUUUUUUCAUUGUCUUCCAUCAUCCCUCCAUCCUAAGGCUCUGGCUCCUCCGGCCGGUGCCCUGUCAUUUUUCCCGUGGGCGGCAGCGAGAUAUGAAGCGUCGCCAUGGGUUUCAUGGAAUUCUACUUGGAGAUUGACCCCGUGACCCUGAACCUCAUCAUCCUGGUGGCCAGCUACGCCAUCCUCCUCCUUGUCUUCCUCAUCUCCUGCAUCCUGUACGACUGCCAGGGGAAGGACCCCACCAAGGAGUACGCCCCCGCGCCCCCCGCACCCCCCAGCCAGUCGCCCAUACGCCUUGUGGUCAUGCAGAACUCUCCUGCCUCGUCUCGCUAUGAGCAGCAGAAUCAGAACAACAUGGCUGGUCCAGAACCCAGCAGAAAGCCAGAACCCAGCAGGAACCUGGAACCCAGCAGGAACCUGGAACCCAGCAGAAAGCCAGAACCCAGCAGGAACCUGGAACCCAGCAGGAAGCCAGAACCC
Messenger RNA from Salmo salar (Atlantic salmon), 965 nucleotides. RefSeq lists its product as uncharacterized. Lineage: Eukaryota; Metazoa; Chordata; Actinopteri; Salmoniformes; Salmonidae. The record is from RefSeq and is a predicted model, not a curated record.